AUGACAGCCGGGAAGCCAAUCAAAUGCCGAGCGGCCAUCCUGUGGAAAGUAAAUGAACCGCUAAAGGUAGAAGACGUUGAAGUUGCCCCUCCCGAGGCUGAUGAAGUUCGAGUAAAGAUCAUCUACAACGCUUUAUGUCACUCCGAUCUUCAUGUAAUGGAUGGCUCUAGUAAAAAUCGCCUACCAAUUGUAUUGGGACACGAGGCGGCAGGCGUCGUCGAAAGUGUUGGAUCACAAGUUCAUGGUUUUGCAGAAGGUGAUGUUGUCAUUCCACUAUAUCUUCCACAAUGUCGCAAAUGUAGAAGCUGCCUGCGUGGCGACAACAAUUCCUGUGAACGAAUCCAGUAUUGGACUGAGGAGACAGCAAUCACAUGCAAAGGUCAGAAGAUCACGGCCUUCAUGGGUCUCGGAACAUUCAGUGAAUACACUGUAAUCAAGGAGUUCCGGUUGGCCAAGAUUUCACCUGGUGCUUGUCUGGAGAAAGCCUGCCUAGCCGGAUGUGGACUUGCCACUGGCUAUGGAGCUGCCGUCAACACUGCACAGGUUCGGCCCGGUGAUCGAGUAGCCGUUUUUGGGCUCGGUGGUGUAGGAUUAUCGGCGAUUCAAGGCGCGAAAAAUGCAGGAGCCGCAAAGAUCUAUGCCGUUGAUAUCAACGAAUCCAAAUUUGAUGCUGCCAAAGCCAUGGGUGCCACGGACUUUGUGAAUCCGAAGCAUGUGCCGGAAGGGGGUCGAUUUUCGCAAUGGUUUAUCGAAAAGCAUGGCGCCGUCGACAAAACGAUUGAAUGUAUCGGAAAUGUUAAUGUUAUGAAAGACGCUGUCGAAAUCGUGGAGCGUGGCUGGGGUCGAGUGACGAUUAUUGGUGUAGCAGCGGCAGGUCACGAACUGGCCCUUAAUCCGGGCCAUUUUCUCACCGGAAAGACGAUCAGCGGGUCGUUGUUUGGGGGUUGGCGUUCCGUCGAUCAGGUCCCAGGGCUUGUUGAUGACAUUACGAGCGGAAAAAUCAACGUGGAUCCAUUGAUCACACACAGAUUCCCUCUUGAACGUGUUGAAGAAGCCGUCGAGUUGUUGAAGAGCGGAAAGAGCAUUCGCUCCGUCAUCGCUCUCUCGAAGCUA
Molecule: messenger RNA, 1113 nt
Organism: Mesorhabditis spiculigera
Lineage: Eukaryota; Metazoa; Nematoda; Chromadorea; Rhabditida; Rhabditidae
Source: the annotation of a GenBank genome assembly